Castor canadensis (American beaver) is the source of this 4109-nucleotide messenger RNA. It is a transcript of the gene Aox1, whose product is annotated as aldehyde oxidase 1. The record is from RefSeq and is a predicted model, not a curated record. Gene Ontology annotation, molecular function: molybdopterin cofactor binding; oxidoreductase activity; 2 iron, 2 sulfur cluster binding. Lineage: Eukaryota; Metazoa; Chordata; Mammalia; Rodentia; Castoridae.
CAUGGACCCGGCCCCCGACCUGCUCUUCUAUGUGAACGGCCGCAAGGUGAUAGAAAAAAAUGUUGAUCCUGAAACAAUGCUGUUACCAUAUCUGAGGAAGACUUUACGACUCACAGGAACUAAAUAUGGCUGUGGAGGGGGAGGCUGUGGAGCCUGUACAGUGAUGAUCUCACGAUACAACCCAAGCACCAAGAAGAUAAGGCAUUAUCCAGCCAAUGCCUGUCUGACACCCAUUUGUUCUCUAUAUGGAACAGCCGUCACCACUGUGGAAGGCAUAGGAAGCACCAAGACCAGAAUUCAUCCUAUUCAGGAGAGGAUCGCCAAAUGUCAUGGCACCCAGUGUGGCUUCUGCACUCCUGGCAUGGUGAUGUCCAUGUAUGCACUACUCAGGAACCACCCAGAGCCCACUAUGGAUCAGUUAACAGACGCCCUUGGUGGGAACCUGUGCCGUUGCACUGGAUACAGGCCCAUAAUAGAUGCAUACAGGACUUUCUGUAAGACUUCUGGCUGCUGUCAAAGUAAAGAAAAUGGUUGCUCUUUGGAUGAAGAAAGAAAUGGAUUGCCAGAAUGUGAGGAAGGAAACAAGACAAGUCCAGAACUCUUUUCAGAAGAGGAGUUUCUGCCAGUGGAUCCAACCCAGGAGCUGAUAUUUCCUCCUGAGCUAAUGAUAAUGGCUGAGAAACAACCACAAAAGACCAGGGUUUUUGGUGGUGAGAGAGUGACAUGGAUUUCCCCUGUGACCCUGAAGGAACUUCUUGAAGCUAAAUUCAAACAUCCCCAGGCCCCUGUUGUCAUGGGGAACACCUCUGUGGGGCCUGAAGUGAAAUUUAAAGGUGUUUUCCACCCAGUUGUAAUUUCUCCUGAUAGAAUUGAAGAACUGAAUGUUGUAAAUCAUACACGUACUGGGCUCACCCUGGGUGCUGGCCUCAGCCUGGCCCAGGUGAAGGACAUCCUGGCUGAGGUGGUCCAGAAGCUUCCAGACGAGAAGACACAGACAUACUGCGCUCUCCUGAAGCACCUGAGGACGCUGGCUGGACAACAGAUCAGGAGCAUGGCCUCUUUAGGGGGCCACAUCGUGAGCAGGCAUCUAGAUUCAGAUCUGAAUCCCCUCCUGGCUGUGGGUAAUUGCACCCUCAACUUGAUAUCAAAAGAAGGAGAACGACAGAUCCCUCUAAACGAGCAGUUUCUCAGCAAGUGCCGUGCGGAUCUGAAUCCCCAGGAAAUCUUGGUCUCCGUGAACAUUCCCCACUCCAGGAAGUGGGAAUUUGUGUCAGCCUUCCGACAAGCACAGCGGCAACAGAAUGCACUAGCGAUAGUCAAUUCAGGAAUGAGAGUGUUUUUUGGCAAAGGGGACGGUGUCAUUAGAGAGCUAUCCAUCUCGUAUGGAGGGGUUGGUCCGACCAUCAUCUGUGCCAAGAAUUCCUGCCAGAAGCUCAUCGGCAGGCCCUGGAAUGAAGAGACGCUGGAUGCAGCAUGCAGGCUGGUUUUGGAUGAAGUCUCCUUGCCAGGCUCCGCCCCUGGUGGGAAGGUGGAGUUCAAGAGGACCCUCAUCAUCAGCUUCCUUUUCAAGUUCUACCUGAAAGUGUCACAGAUCUUGAAGAGGAUGGACCCAGGUCACUAUCCUCGCCUGGCAGACAAGUAUGAGAGCGCUUUAGAAGAUCUUCAUUCCACAUAUCACUGGCAUCCGUUAAACUACCAAAAUGAACAGCUAUGGCAGCUUCCUCAAGACCCGAUUGGCCGUCCCAUUAUGCAUCUGUCUGGUAUUAAACAUGCCACAGGGGAAGCUACCUACUGUGACGACAUGCCUGCAGUGGAUCGGGAACUUUUUCUGACUUUUGUGACUAGUUCAAGAGCUCAUGCUAAGAUUGUGUCCAUUGACCUGUCGGAAGCUCUUAGCCUGCCAGGUGUGGUGGACAUCGUGACUUCAGAACAUCUUCAGAAUGUAAACUCCUUUGCUACAGAGACAUUUCUAGCAACAGAUGAGGUAUUUUGUGUGGGUCAUCUGGUCUGUGCUGUGGUUGCAGAUUCUGAGAUUCAGGCAAGACGAGCCGCUGACCGAGUAAAGAUUGUCUACCAAGACUUGAAGCCACUGAUCUUAACAAUUGAGGAAGCUAUACAACACAAGUCCUUCUUUGAGCAAGAACGGAAACUGGAAUAUGGAAAUGUUGAUGAAGCAUUUAAAAUGGUUGAUCAGAUUCUUGAAGGUAAAAUACAUAUGGGAGGUCAAGAACAUUUUUAUAUGGAAACGCAAAGCAUGCUUGUUGUUCCCAAAGGAGAGGAUCAAGAAAUGGAUGUUUAUGUGUCUACCCAGUUUCCUAGAUACAUACAGGAGAUAGUUGCCUCAAUCUUGAAACUCCCAGCCAACAAGGUCAUGUGUCAUGUAAGACGUGUUGGUGGGGCAUUUGGGGGAAAAGUGGUCAAAACUGGUGUCAUGGCCGCCAUCACUGCAUUCGCUGCUAGCAAACAUGGUCGUGCAGUCCGCUGCACUCUGGAACGAGGAGAAGACAUGUUAAUAACUGCAGGCCGCCAUCCUUACCUUGGAAAGUACAAAGUUGGAUUCAUGAAUGAUGGCAGAAUCUUGGCCCUGGAGAUGGAGCAUUACGCUAAUGGAGGCAGCUCGCUGGAUGAAUCGUUGUUGGUGAUAGAAAUGGGACUUCUUAAAAUGGACAACGCUUACAAGUUUCCCAACCUGCGCUGCCGGGGCUGGGUGUGCAAAACCAACCUUCCAUCCAACACUGCUUUUCGUGGGUUUGGCUUUCCUCAGACAGGGCUGGUCACCGAGUCCUGUAUCACAGAAGUGGCAGCCAAAUGUGGUUUGUCUCCUGAGCAGGUUCGAACAAUAAAUAUGUACAAGGAAAUUGAUCAAACACCCUACAAAGAAGAGAUUAAUGCCAAGAGCCUCAUCCAGUGUUGGAGAGAAUGUAUGGCUAAGUCUUCCUACUCCAUGAGAAGAGCUACAGUGGAAAAAUUCAAUGCAGAGAAUUACUGGAAGAAGAAAGGGCUGGCUGUGGUGCCCCUGAAGUUUCCUGUUGGUCUGGGCUCAGUUGCCAUCGGUCAGGCUGCCGCCCUGGUUCACAUUUAUCUAGAUGGCUCUGCACUGGUCACUCAUGGUGGGAUUGAAAUGGGGCAGGGUGUCCACACUAAAAUGAUUCAGGUGGCCAGCCGUGAAUUAAGAAUGCCACUGUUGAAUGUACACCUGCGUGGGACAAGCACAGAAACCGUCCCCAACACAAAUGUCUCUGGAGGGUCUGUGGUGGCAGAUCUUAAUGGGUUGGCAGUAAAGGAUGCUUGUCAAACUCUUCUAAAACGCCUUGAACCCAUCAUCAACAAGAAUCCUCAAGGAACUUGGAAGGAUUGGGCACAGACUGCUUUUGAUGAAAGUAUUAGUCUUUCAGCUAUUGGAUACUUCAGGGGUUAUGAGUCAGACAUGAACUGGGAAAAAGGCGAAGGUCAUCCCUUUGAAUACUCUGUCUAUGGAGCUGCCUGUUCGGAGGUUGAAAUAGACUGCCUGACAGGGAGUCAUAAGAACAUCAGAACGGACAUUGUCGUGGAUGUUGGCAACAGUAUAAAUCCAGCCCUUGACAUGGGCCAGAUUGAAGGUGCAUUUAUUCAAGGCAUGGGACUCUACACAAUAGAAGAACUGAAUUAUUCUCCUCAGGGUGUUCUGUACACUCGUGGUCCAAACCAAUAUAAAAUCCCUGCCAUCUGUGACAUCCCCACAGAGAUGCACAUUUCUUUUCUGCCUCCAUCUGAAAACUCAAAUACCCUGUAUUCAUCUAAGGGUCUGGGAGAGUCUGGAGUGUUCCUGGGGUGCUCGGUGUUUUUUGCCAUCUGUGACGCGGUGUGUGCAGCGCGACAGGAGAGAGGUCUGUCUGAACCGUUGCCACUCGAUAGUCCGCUGACUCCAGAGAAGAUUAGAAUGGCCUGUGAAGACAAGUUCACGAAGAUGAUUCCAAGAGAUGAGCCUGGAUCCUGCAUUCCUUGGAAUGUACGUGUAUGAAUCAAAUACAAACUUCUGGAGAAAAUGGGAUAGCUGUUCCCUCAUAGUGACCUAUUCAAUCUCUCUGCUCUACCAUGUAGAUCUGAAAGACAGAUUUUCACAGCUCAGA